AUGCCUUUGCUCCACAAGCAGUGGUCUGCUGACGAUGUGCUGCAGAACCCUGGUCCCCAGCAUCCGGAACGAAGAGCAAGGCUGGCUUCGCCUACAAAACAACGCCCAAUUUCACAGUUGGACAUUGGUGCUUUGUACGGGCUGGCCCCCUUCCACGAUGACAUUGCAUCCAAAAUCUCCAAUGGCCUGCUUCUGCCUGACCAAAUAAGACGCUUGUCCAGACUGCCCAUUGCCAAAAAGCUCCACAUAUCCAGCGCCAACUACGCCUUGCCCAUCCCGUUCAAGUUGCAGAUGCCUCCCAAGCUCAGCACCAGACUGGCUCCUCCAUCGCCAGAACCUUCCAGGGGAAGGUCGGCGCCUUGCACGAAACCUUCCGAAAAGGCCCUUCCUGCUUCGCCCCAGAGGAGCCCCAAACGACUUGUUUUCACGGGCUCAAGCUACGAGCCAGCAGAGUCUUCUGAGUCUGAGCUGGAGCUCUCCUUUUUGAAACCUGCUACCCCCAGAAACCACCAGCAACUAUGGGCAAUCGCAAGAAGCAUGAUUGAAGAGGCCUCGAACGCUGGUAGCUCCAGAGCGUCUAGUACGCGCCUGAAGAGAUUGCCCACGUUGCCUAAAAUCAGAAGUUCUGAGGAUCAACCAAAAAUCAGGCCAGCUGAGGAACCACCCACCCCCACUUCGCCCACUUCCCAGAAAAUCAGAAACACUCUGCGCAAACCUCCACCAGACUUGCAGCUGCCAAUGCCUGUGUCUGUUUCCAAGCCACACUUGGACUUGGUACCACCGCCUCCGCCUCCAAUUCUGCUUCCGACCUCGACCUCGGCUCCCAUUCUAUCACCUCGGAAACUCGAUGAAUCUUCCGCCGACUCAAGCUUCAAUGCUCCAAGAAAACUUGAAACUCGUGUCGUCACGGAAGCGCCUCGUAGGCAUCCGGAUGCUCGCUUGUCUCGUGGAGAAAUUGACGUCUUCCCCACCACGCCUGAUCCAUUUGCAGCUAGCAAAAAGCCCGAGAACGUCGAGAUGUUUUCCCAAACACCAGUUGAGGAAGCCUCACAAGAGGAGCCCAAAUCGCUUCCACACAGCCAUGCAUACCACCAUAAUCUCAACCUCGGUGAAGACUCAUACCUCAAAAUCUACAAAAGAAGCUUCUCAGACGAAUCAAAAGUCUCAUCCGUUUCUUCAUUCAGCUCCGUGGGCGAUGCUCUCAACCUCAACCACGAGUCCUUACGUUCAAUUCCUCGCAGUAUGAACGCUCCUUUGGCCAAUCUCACGGUCCAGUCAAAUGGCCCCACCAGAGGAGCAUCUAUCACAUCUUCCAAGUCUGCCUCGAGUCUGUCAUCUUGGGACUCAAUUCAAAAGAGCGUCGACUUUAGCAUUCGCGACUCCACUUCAGCAUCAGAACGGUCCUCUUUAUCCAGCAAGUCUGUUUCAAGCAAGUCCACGAGAAAAAUCAGCAAAGAGCUACCGCCUCCACCUGAGGAGCUUGAGUUGGAGGGUGACAGUCUUGAGGAACGUUUUGAGAUCCCCAGAGAGCUUAACAUCACCAAGAAGCCAAGCACUGCAACGUCAGUCUCCAUCAGAGAUGAGCAGCAGACCGUUUCUGACCCUGAAGUGACUGGAAGCGAGGAAAAUGAAGAGGAGGAAACAGACAACAACACAAGCUCGCUUGACGAUGGUAACAGUGGUGUGGGUAGAGGCUUCAGCUUCCCCAACGACAUGUCCAACAUCACAAAUAGUGAGGAGGCCCGCAAGAGAUUGGAACAACAGAGGAUCAUGAACACAAGCAUCUCAAGAAAGCGCAUUAAUCGAUCAUCGAAGCAAAUUGAAAUUCCAAACCUUGACGAUCUCGAAAGCCUUCUGAGCUAUAAAUUGCUGGAGACCAGACACAACGGCGUGAGCUUCAACGAUCUUCAACAAGUGAAAGCAGAUGGUCUGGAUAAAGCAGAUGCCUCUGACAUUGAACCACUUGGGGUCCCGAGCCUGGCUGCCAAGCAACAUUUCAGUGAAAUGUACGGAGACAAAGACACGUCUUCCUCCGAACUGGAUUCGUCUUUUGAAAAGACGAACUUCAAGCCCAGCAAGCCACUUAGCUCACCGCCUAAGCUGAUGCCGAAUAGUGUCUCUCUUGGUGCUAUCGCUAGCAGAAAGUCACCCAUCCGUCAUGCCCGUCACCGGCUGAUGUACAAUUUCGAUUUUGCGGAUAUUUACAACGAACCGUCGCCUCAAAAUAGCAUAAGCAGUGGCAAGCAACCUAACAAACACAAGGCAUCCAAGUCGAUCUCGGAGCCGCUCCCAGCACCCAAGCAGACUUCAGCAUCACCGCAGGAGGCAGACAAGGCUCUAUCAGAAGCCGCCGCUGAAGGUCAGCACGACGAAGAGAACGACCAAAGCCUCAACAUCGUUGUGGCAGAACCACCUAAGAAGAUUCAAUAUGCGGUUGAUUUCAAAGAUGCUUCAUCUUGCAGAAAACCGGAGUCUAACCUUUACAACACCGACUUUGAAAAUGACUAUUACAACAGAAGUGCGAGAAGCUCUGAGCCCGAGAGAGAUGGUCGUCCUCCAAGUGAACAUUCACAGCAAAUUAGUGGAAGUUCGCAGUCGAAGUUCUCAGACUCUAUGGUAACGGCUCGUGAAACGAUAUCCACAGCUCCUACUGACACUGAUAGCAUAACAAUUGACUUAACCAAAGAAGACUAUAACGUCUGCAUGAUAAAGAGAAAUGACUCGACAAUGUCAUACCGCUCCAUCAUCGAGAAAAGAAAUGGUCGGCCCGUCGAGGUCGUUUUGGUCGAAGAGGAUGAAGAACAACUACCAAAGGCCAUGCCAGCUCGUGAGGAUAGGGAUGAUUUGCUGAGUAUUUAUUCACGAUACAUGAAUGAUUGGGACAGACAAAGGAAGCCAAUCAGGAAAAACUCGACGAGACUGUCCGUCUCGCAAGCAAGCGAAGAGAGCUGGGCAAAAUCUGAAACUGGCUUUCAGGUUAAGCCGAAGGAUGCUAUUCGCAAGCGGGACGGUCACGUCAGAAAGGCGACCAUGCCAAACCUUGAACAAUUCCGCAACAACAGCAUGUUAGGAAGGUCUAAAAGCAAGAGAGUUCAGCUGACGCCAAAGCUCAGUGUCCGUGGUGAACCCAUUGCAAACGGAAAUUAUAAUAGAGGGAACAACUACUUUGACUACAAUGGCACCGAAAAUUACGACUUUGAGUCAUUCAUGAAACAAAGACUUUAA
Candidozyma duobushaemuli is the source of this 3225-nucleotide messenger RNA. RefSeq lists its product as uncharacterized. The transcript is spliced from 2 exons. The coding region runs from base 1 to 3225 and encodes 1074 amino acids. The record is from RefSeq and is a predicted model, not a curated record. NCBI's taxonomy places the organism in Eukaryota, Fungi, Ascomycota, Pichiomycetes, Serinales, Metschnikowiaceae.